AUGGAUUUCGCCGCGCUCAUGUCGAAGGAGAUCUCCAAGGCCAAGGGCCCCGAGAAAUCCUCCGGCAAAGAGACCGACAAAAGCUCGACACAACCAACGAAGAAAUACAUGCGCCGAGGAGAUGUCGAAGCCGCACGUGUUGAGGCCUACAAGCAAGAGCAGGAGCGGUUAGCACGCGAGCGAGAAGAGCGCAUAGCGAAUAAGCGCAAGCUUGAUGAGGAAGAAGCAGACCGAAAACGCGAACGAGAGGACAAAAAGCGACGCCUAGCGGAGGAGUCAAAGGCGAGGAGACAGGAGGAAGAGCUGGCCAAAGAGCGUGAACGGCGGCGGAGACUCGGUCUACCCGACUUGCCUGAGGACAAGCCAGAGGAGGUUCCUGAGGAGGAAGAUAUCGAGGAGGACGAGCUUAUUGAAAAACUACGGGCAAUGGACGCACCUGCACGAUUGUUUGGGGAGGACUAUAAAGCUCGACUUCGACGAUACCGCCGCCUGGUCCAACGGGCAGCCAUCCCCAAGCAGAAGAUCACGGAUGGGCCUAUCCCUACAACAUUGGAGCCUGUCUCUGGUGCACAGAUGAUCAUUCCGGCAACGAUUCCCAAGGACCAAGAGAACCGACUCUUCCUUUUCCGGCAGUUGGGCUCAUACUUCAACAUGGUUUUGUCAGAAUGGGAAUUGGCUCUAGCAAAGCGGGAUGUCACCGUGCGGCAGAGUUUCCAGGGAAAGCAAGCAUACAAUGCUAUGAUCCAAUCCCGUGAGAACAUGACGCCGCUGUUCCGCCUCUUUGAGAAAUCAGACCUGGAAGAUGGAUUGCUGGAACCGAUUGUGGAGAUCGUGCACAAGGCGCAGCAGCGACGAUACGUCGAUGCAAACGAUGCAUACUUGCGAGUCAGUAUUGGAAAGGCAGCGUGGCCCAUCGGUGUGACUAUGGUUGGUAUUCACGAGCGAUCUGCUCGAGAGAAGCUGCACCAGAGCGAUCAACAAGCACACAUCCUGAGUGAUGAGAUCACUCGCAAAUACUUACAAAGUAUCAAGCGCUGUUUGAGCUUUGCGCAAGUACGCUGGCCCCCUGAGGAUCAGUUGCAGAUUAUGGGCUGA
Penicillium canescens is the source of this 1095-nucleotide messenger RNA. Its product is annotated as mRNA splicing protein PRP18. The transcript is spliced from 2 exons. Gene Ontology annotation, cellular component: U4/U6 x U5 tri-snRNP complex; U2-type post-spliceosomal complex; U5 snRNP. The coding region runs from base 1 to 1095 and encodes 364 amino acids. NCBI's taxonomy places the organism in Eukaryota, Fungi, Ascomycota, Eurotiomycetes, Eurotiales, Aspergillaceae. Gene Ontology annotation, biological process: RNA splicing; generation of catalytic spliceosome for second transesterification step. The record is from RefSeq and is a predicted model, not a curated record.